Drosophila novamexicana is the source of this 2089-nucleotide messenger RNA. Its product is annotated as thiamine transporter 1. Gene Ontology annotation, biological process: vitamin transport; transmembrane transport. Gene Ontology annotation, molecular function: vitamin transmembrane transporter activity. Lineage: Eukaryota; Metazoa; Arthropoda; Insecta; Diptera; Drosophilidae. The transcript is spliced from 5 exons. Bases 388 to 1713 code for a protein of 441 amino acids. The record is from RefSeq and is a predicted model, not a curated record. Gene Ontology annotation, cellular component: plasma membrane.
GCCGCAGUUGCCGUUUUUAAUAAGUGAAACUUAUUAAAUUGCUUACACGGCAAUCUUGAAGGCGCUUUAAGUUUAUUUUUAACUAAUGCAUCGAUUUUUACUGUGUGAAUUUUAGCAAGUAGAAUGUGAAAAAUCGUGCCAGCGAUUAGGGAAAAUUUUCGCGACCCGCCAUCGUCUACGCUAAUCUGUAAACUGAUUACAACAAAUAAAAAAAUGAAAAGAAACUAUGUACUUAUUGUUCAACUUAUAACCCCAUAAAAGUAUGUGUAAUUAUUUUAAUUAUUUGUAUGCUAUACAUGACAAGCUUGAGCUAGUCAGCGCUGUCAGUUCCGUCGGGCCAAGCCGUCGAUUAGAAGGUGUGCUGUUCGGGCAGACGUCGGGCUAGCGAUGGAGUUGUCUUGGCUAAGAAUAUCAGGUGUGCUCUGCGUGUUUGGAUUUUUGCGCGAGCUGCGUCCCUCGGAGCCCUACCAUGCCGAAAUACUGCUGGGCGAGUGGUACAAUGUGACACAGGAUCAGGUUAAUCGGGCUGUCUAUCCCAUUGGCACCUACUCAUAUCUGGCUCUAUUGAUUGUUGUCUUUCUGAUAACAGAUUUUCUCAGAUACAAGCCAAUGAUUAUUGCGAACGCAUUAACUGGAAUUAUUGUUUGGAGUGUUUUGAUAUGGACGACAACGUUGUUGGGCUUGCAAAUUGUCGAGGUGUUUUAUGGCUUUUAUCAGGCCACCGAAGUGGCAUACUAUUCCUAUAUAUAUGCCAAGGUCGAGAAAAAGUAUUACCCCCGUGUUACCUCCCACACCAGAGCGGCCAUGUUUGUGGGCAAGCUGGUGGCCGGCUUGUCCGCCCAGUUGCUCAUCAGCUUUUAUUGGAUGAACUAUAUGCAGUUGAUGUACAUAUCUGUUGGCUCGCAAGUAUUGGCCCUUCUCUGGGCCAUUGGAUUGCCCAGAGUUGAGAAGAGUUUGUAUUUCCAUCGGAAAGCCAGUGCCAGUGUCGAGGCAAACACACCUGUUGCACCUGUUGAUAAUAUUGCGCCUAAGGAUGCUAAGGACGCACCUGAACUGUCAGUUGCCAAAAAGGAUCGUGUUCAGCCGAUUCAGCUGCUGUGGGCGCACUUUCACAGCGCCUACACAAAUCCAAUGGUUCUACAGUGGAGCUUAUGGUAUGCCAUUAGUCUGGCCGGCUAUCUGCAAGUCACAACCUACAUGCAAGUCGUAUGGAAAUCGUUUGAAAACGAGCCCACGAUUGUAUGGAAUGGGGGCGUGGAUGCCGCCUUAACUGCACUAGCUGCUCUCUUCUCUUUAAUGGCAGGCUAUUUGCAUGCUGGUCGUUUAAAAACGCGCUCCAGCCUGUUAUUGUUGGCUGUGCUUUCGGUUCUUGAGGGUGGCUGCAUAUUAUUGGCUUCCUGGACAACCAAUAUAUAUUUAUCAUAUCUGGGCUAUGUUUUAUUUGGGGCGUUAUUCGGUUUUACCAUUACGGUGGCCAGCGCCGAACUGGCCAAAAGUUUGGUGGAGGAUAGUUUCGCCUUGAUCUUUGGAAUUAACACACUCAUUGCCCUCAUCCUUCAAACUUCCCUCACUCUCGUGGUCGUCUCCGAGAGUGGAGGACUUUAUCUGACCACAUUUGAGCAGUUUACCGUCUACGCGUUUUAUUAUAUUGUGGUAGGCACUGUGUAUUUCAUAGCCAUUAUCGUUCAAUAUGCUAUGACAUGCAAAACUUAAUAUAUGGGCAAAAUUGAGAAGGCCCAAUUACAAUAUUUUAUGGUUAGUGGAGUUGUGAGUUCUUGGUCGUAUCUUAAAAAAUCAUUUUUAUGUAAAUACUUAAGAUAACAUAAGAAAAUAAUGUUACAUGUCAAACAAUAAUAUAUAAAAUUCUGUGUUCAAGAAAUGCGUUUCUCGAUUAUAAAAAAAUAUUCUUUUUAGAUUUAAGGUUAAAGUCUAUUAAAUGUCUUAUAUUCAUAUAAUUCGUAAUGUUUACAAAUUUAUAAAUUCCACAUUGAUAUUGAAGAAUUUAUUUCCGUUAUUUUGAAUUGCAGUCUUGCCAGAUCAAGCAAAAAAAAGUGAAAUUUCCGUCUAAGACGGCGCCGAUAAAUAUAUA